GUGUUUUUGUGUGUGUAUGCUUUAGCAAAAGUUGUCACCCUUUACUUAGUAAAUUUAGUCUUGGAGGAAAUAUACUACUACUACUACUGCUGCUGUCAGCCACCAUCACCACCGCCGCCGCCGCCACUGCAAUAUUCCUACUACAACUAUUACUAAGACGACUACCACUAUCUCCAAUUAUCUUAUUCUUCACUGAUUUACAAUUACAACAUAUGCAAUAUAGAAAGAGGCCUGCUGAGUUUACACAUACAAAGUAACAGAUUCACAGUAAAAUGUUAGGCUAGCCUCGAGUUGCGAACCCCUAAUUCAACUAAAACCCCCUUCUUCCCUGUCAUCCCGUCCAGCCACUAUCGUAGAGUCGUGUGUUAACAAAUCAGGAAGGGCACCUGUUUAUAGGAUUCCCUUCUUCAUUUAUCAACUCUUUUACUUCUGACCUGUCUCAGUUGACUUUUUCUCGUAGUCCUUCCAUUCAUUCGCGCUUUGUUGCUUCUCCCGUCUGUUUCUCUACCCCUUCCCUGCUCUGUCUAUCAUCGUCCUUCCUAUCAUAUUUGUUGAAAGAAAAUGAGUAAAAGAGAGAGAGAGAGAGAGUGUGUGCGAAAAAGUGUGUGUGUGAUGAGAUAAUAUGCAACAAAAUACGAAGAAUUUAGUAGAAAUACUACACUGUCGUAAUACAGACACUCUUUGCUGAAUUUUCUAUUCAUUAAUGACAAUUAAUGUGUGUCACACUGGAAUAUACCGUUUCUUCAGCUUUGGGAAUUAUAAAUAUAUAAAACUAUUAAAAAAGAGACUGUGGUCAUGCUGGAGCACUGCAUGUCAGCAGACAACCAUUGGAUAUAUUUUACAUCAUAUAAGGAUAUGUUGAAAAUGCGGACAGGAAAAUAGAAUAAGAUACACCACACGCUUAUUGGAUACAAACUGAAAACUUUGUUCUUUAAAACUAAAUCUGUUGCAGUCUACCCUUUACUGUCUUUCCUACCAUAUGUCUCCAGGGAAACAUCUUAUAUUGCCAUUCUCCAAGAGGAAAUCCAUGCAUUUUUAUGAUCCUAUUGCAGUCUACUAUGACUUGGCUGCCAAAGCAUGUAGAUGUUACAGUUUUGUAUGUGGUCAGUAAUGGAAGAGCAGGUGUAUGCUUAUGUUUUGUUCUUCUUUGGAUUAAUUGGUUUAAUAAUCUAUUUCUUCACUGCCUUUGCCCUGAUGGUGUCCUUGUUCAGUGGCCGCCUUUGUUUAUACCAACAAACAAACCCGCUAUUAGAGCAUGACGAACUGCCUGGAGUAUCUGUGAUUAAACCAUUGAUGGGAGUUGAUCCGCUUCUGGAGGAGAACAUAGAGAGUCACUUCAAAAUAUGUUACCCACAGCUUGAAAUCCUGUUUUGUGUGCAAGAUGAUCAAGAUCCAGCCAUUGGUGUGGUUAAGCGCCUGCAGCAGAAAUACCCAAAAGUUGACUCACACCUUUUUAUAGGUGAUAAGAAUGAAAUUGUAAAUCCUCUGGUGAAGAAUAUGUCUCCUGCUUACGCCGCUGCAAAAUAUGGUUACAUUUGGGUCAGUACAAGCCGCAUCAAAGCUAAUUCUGAUAUUCUUUACGACAUGGUUGGUAAAAUAUUGAAACCAAACGUUGGUCUUGUUCAUCAAAUGCCAUUUACAACUGACCAACCAGGCUUUGCAGCUGCUGUGGAAAAGGUUUACUUUGGCUGUGUUGUACCAAGAUAUUUCUUAGCCUUGAACUAUCUUGGUUUUAACUGUUUUGUGGGCAUGUCAUACCUUUUGAGGAAAGCUGCUCUUGAUGAAGCAAAAGGCCUUUCAUGGUAUGGCCGGUAUUUGGCGGAAGACUACUACUUAGGAAGAGCCAUACGAGAUCGUGGAUACAGUUUAGUGAUAUCAGCAUUCCCUGCUCAGCAAAAUGUUGGUCUCCUGUCAAUGGCAAAUUACAAGGACAGAAUGGUCAGAUGGCUGCGAUUACGUUUCAGUAUGAUUCCUUUUGUUACAAUUAUCAUUGAACCCUUAACUGAAUGUCUACCACUGGGUCUUUAUGGAUCGUGGAGCAUCCAUCACUUUCUUGGUGUUAACCCUUAUUAUAUAUUUUCAUUCCACAUCUUAGGAUGGUUGAUUAUAGAUUAUUUACAAUUAAAGAAUAUACAGCGGACGGGACUGGCAUUUUCAAAACUUACUUUUGUGAUGGCAUGGCUUUGUCGAGAAUUGAUGACGUUAGUGAUUGUAAUAGAAGCCUUUUUAAAGCCACAACAAAUUCAGUGGGGUAAAAGAACUUACAGAGUUGACUUCAACGGACUUACACAUCUUGUACAAAACAACAGACCAACAUUAAACGUGUGACAGUCACAUCAACAUAUAAUAAAAAACAAUCAUUUUACUGAAGACGUGGGGUGGAAAAAAUAUUCCAGUCUCUAUAAAUUCUUCUUGAUUUCACUUUCCAUUCAAACUAUUUCCUCAGAAUUAUGAAGAAACUUCUUGUGUAUUUUGCGAAGAAUGCCAAUGAAUUUUUGGUCAAGAAAAUACAAAGAAACAGAGAAAGAAGGAAGUCAUUUUUGUAUGCUGAAAAAUUUGCUUCAUCAAAGGUUCUGCAAGAUAGAAUCUAUAUUUUAGUUUUUGGUUUGAGGAUACAACUUGCAUUUAUAAAUUAUAGAGAAUGUCUACUGUUAUACAUAACUUAGAUAUUAUAUGCACUGAAGGUAAUACAGCAGUGCAAUUCUCUUUCAUUUACCAUGUAAUUCUCUUCUGCUCUUCAAGUUAUUUUCUCUUAUUCUUAAAAUGGUCAAAUAUCUGAAUCUUCCAUCUAUUUUUCAAAGCAUCUUUUACAUUUUCUGGGGUUUUUUCCUUCCUUUUGGUACUUCAAGAAUCCCUAAUUUAUAAGACUUUUACCAACAAAACUAUUUUUAGAAAAAAAUCUAUUUGAAAAUAAUAAUCUCUUCCUAAGAAAGAGACAGAUAGAGUGAAGUGGGGGUCUGUCCUUCCUAUUUGAAAGAUAUAUUUAACUUCCUAAGCAAGUCUUUCCACAUCUUGAUCAUUGACUUUAUAUGUCAGAUGGAAAGAUAUCCACAUGGCAUGCUAAUCCUCUUGGAUAUGACAAUGGACAGGAUCUGUGAGAAUGAUAUAAUUAAUUCGGUGAUCGAAGUGUUCUAAGUGGUUAUUUAAUCUUUUUCAUACCAAGCUGCUACUUGAAACCACUCUUGGUUCCAUGAUACAAACUUCUUGUCUGAAGUCAUCUGAAUAAUAUCCUCCCAUCAAAUUUUUCAUGCGAAUUAUGUUCCAAAUAUCAGUUUAAUAAUGACCAAGUUAUUUUACCAAAUUCUUCAUUAUUUUCAAAAAUAAGUAAAACAGAACUAGUCUAUUUCAACAGAAAUAUUUUAAUGAUAGGUUAACGAAUGAAUGGUCUCAAGGUUCUUCCUUAAAAAAUAAUUUUAAUCUCCAAGUAAAUUAUUUUCAAGUAAAUUUUAUCAUUUAUUUUUAUGUGUAACAUAAAAUAUUUCACACUUCUAAAGAUGGUAAGCCACAGAAAUUAGAAUUUUCAGGCUGACUACAGAAAAUAUAUUUUAACAUUAUACUAUAGCUUGGUCAUGAAUAUGAACAUCUACUCUUGCUCAAAUUUAUUGUUUUGGAAAUGUGAGGUUUGUAAUGACUUUUUUUUUAACGAUGGUAAAAUCAUCAUGUCAUAGAAGUAAGCCCUUAGUUUUUUUAAAUGAUAAAUGUUUCAGUGAUAUUGAGUCAACAUUAGUUGACAGAAUUAGUUUAGGCUGUUCUACAGUGUGAUUGCAUCUAUCAUAAUCUAGAUCUGUAUGAGGACUUAGUCUCAAUACUGAAAACUAGUGAAACACUGGUUAACUAGAGAUUGGCUCCUAAAAGCAUAAGUGACUAAGACAGUAGGGUACUGGAUAUCUGACUAAGAGGCCAGAUUUUAACAUCUCAUCAACAUUUUGUGGUGUCCAUAGUUAAUACUUGGCUUUUCAUAGUUACACUCACCUAGUUGCAAGGUGACACCUGUUGGAAGGUACCACAUCUACUUAACUUUGAGGUGGUACAUAGUUGUGAGAUGGCUCCUAGCUGUAAAUUAGGUGUAACAUUUUCCAGCAAGAUACCAGAUAUCACCUUGUUACUAGGUGCCACCCAGGUAUUUACCAAAGUGUGACUUUGUGACUGUAAAAUAGUACCCAGUUAGAAAGGGGCACUGAGUUGCAAGAUGGUACCUAGAUGUGAGGCAACAUCUAACUUUGAAAUGAUACCUAGCUACUAGAAGGUGAAUAUAUGUGGCACUCUGUUAUGAUGAUGAGGGUUCCAGUUGAUUCAAUCAACAGAACAGCCUGCUCAUGAAAUUAACAUGUAAGUGGCUGAGCCCUCUACAGACAUGUGUACCCUUAACGUAGUUCUAGGGGAGAUUCAGCA
Molecule: messenger RNA, 4392 nt
Organism: Octopus sinensis (East Asian common octopus)
Lineage: Eukaryota; Metazoa; Mollusca; Cephalopoda; Octopoda; Octopodidae
Product: ceramide glucosyltransferase
Exons: 13
Coding region: 1084-2328 (414 amino acids)
Biological process (GO): glucosylceramide biosynthetic process
Cellular component (GO): membrane
Molecular function (GO): ceramide glucosyltransferase activity
Source: RefSeq, a predicted model, not a curated record